UGCGUUCCGGCGUUCCUCUCUUGGCUUUCUUUACCCGCUGGGCUCUUCAGAUUCGCCAUAGAAUAACCGUCUUUCCUCCGCCCUUAUUGUAGACGAUAAAAAUCCCUGGGUGAUGUACGAAGGUGUCUGGCUCGGGAUAAACCUGGGCAGGGAACAAAAGCGCGGGGGCGCUGGGACGCCGUGUGGAAUGUGCUGAGGCGGAAAGGCAGGCGGCUUCCCGCGAGUCGCUGCUGCCCGGACAGCCAGGAGCUCGGUGUUGGUUGGGAACAAAGGGGCCGAGGCCGGUGCUGGAGCGGAAUCUGAGAUAUAAUGUUAGCAGGCUGAAAAUUUAUCUACCAAAAUGUCAAAAAGGCCAUCCUAUGCCCCACCUCCUACCCCUGCUCCCACAACCCAAAUGCCCAGCACACCAGGGUUUGUGGGAUACAAUCCAUACAGCCAUCUGGCCUACAACAACUACAGGCUGGGAGGGAACCCGGGCACCAACAGCCGGGUCACGGUAGGAGAAUCAACUAUUACAUCAUCCGGCAAACAACAGGAAUUGACCAGAAAUGGCUUUAGAGCUUCCUCUGGUAUUACAAUUCCCAAACCCCCAAAGCCACCAGAUAAGCCUCUGAUGCCCUACAUGAGGUAUAGCAGGAAGGUCUGGGAUCAAGUGAAGGCAUCCAACCCUGACUUGAAGUUAUGGGAAAUUGGCAAGAUCAUUGGAGGGAUGUGGCGAGAUCUCACUGAUGAGGAGAAACAAGAGUACUUGAAUGAAUAUGAAGCAGAAAAGAUAGAGUACAAUGAAUCCAUGAAGGCCUACCAUAACUCACCAGCUUACCUUGCCUACAUCAACGCAAAGAGUCGGGCUGAGGCUGCGUUAGAAGAAGAAAGCCGACAAAGGCAAUCACGCAUGGAGAAAGGUGAACCCUAUAUGAGCAUCCAGCCAGCAGAAGACCCAGAUGAUUAUGAUGAUGGAUUUUCUAUGAAGCACACAGCUACAGCCCGCUUCCAGAGGAACCACCGUCUGAUUAGUGAGAUACUGAGUGAAAGUGUGGUACCAGAUGUCCGUUCCGUUGUCACUACAGCUAGAAUGCAAGUUCUCAAACGUCAAGUUCAGUCUUUAAUGGUUCAUCAGCGAAAACUGGAAGCUGAGCUCCUGCAAAUAGAAGAGCGCCACCAGGAAAAGAAGAGGAAGUUCUUGGAAAGCACAGAAUCCUUUAACAAUGAACUGAAGAGGUUAUGCAGUUUGAAGGUGGAGGUGGACAUGGAAAAAAUAGCAGCUGAAAUUGCUCAGGCUGAGGAACAGGCCCGCAAGAGGCAGGAGGAAAGGGAAAAAGAAGCAGCUGAGCAAGCUGAAUGCAGUCAGACAAAUGCAGCAUCUGAGGAAGAGCAAGCAGUUAACAAGACAGAGGAGAAGAAGGAAGAAGAGAGCGCUCCCAUGGAGACAGAGGAGGCUCACCCAGAAGAAACUACAGAGAACCAGCAGAAUGGUGAAGAAGGAACGUCCACACCAGAAGAUAAGGAGAGUGGCCAGGAAGGGGUUGACAGUACUGCAGAGGAAGGAACUAGUGAUAGUAACACUGGUUCAGAGAGCAAUAGCGCAACAGUUGAGGAGCCUCCAGCAGACCCUGCCCCUGACGAUAUAACUGUUUCACAAGAGAGAAGAGGCAGGUGGUUCUUGCAUGCUCUGAAGUGUCAUGUGCACAUUUCCAAAUGAUCAGAAGCUCGAUCUGCUCCCAGUGCUAUUACUGUGGUUAUGGUAUGCCUCAGGGCUGUUUUAUGUAAUGUGGGAUUUGUAUUUGCAUCAGUCUUUGUUUAUCUAUGCUCUUUGAUCCCUUUGUUCAGUACAAAUGAUUUUAUCCAAAGGUGUGGCAAAAUAUAAAGCAAGGGAAUAUUUACACAUCAUAUUUCUUGCCCUCCCGUGCUGACUCUGCUGUAAACACAGAACAAACAGUAACAAAUAGACACCUCCCUUGACAUGAGCUUUCAAAAUCUCUAGCAGUUUCAAAAACUGAAAAUUCUAUUGUCCCCUACCCCAAAAACCACCCCUUCCAAAUAAAAUGCUCCUUAACUUUUGAUAAAAUUAAGGCAGACACUGGACAUUUCAUGACUUUUUCCAGCUAAAGAGAGCACAUGAUGCAUUUGCUUUAUGUAAACUCUAGUAUGUUUUUACUGAAUAGUAGUAUUUCUGAUAGUGUGUUCUCUUUAAAAACAAAAUAAAACCCUUUUGGC
Molecule: messenger RNA, 2214 nt
Organism: Gopherus flavomarginatus (Mexican gopher tortoise)
Lineage: Eukaryota; Metazoa; Chordata; Testudines; Testudinidae
Gene: SMARCE1
Product: SWI/SNF related, matrix associated, actin dependent regulator of chromatin, subfamily e, member 1
Exons: 12
Coding region: 341-1699 (452 amino acids)
Biological process (GO): negative regulation of DNA-templated transcription
Cellular component (GO): SWI/SNF complex
Molecular function (GO): nuclear receptor binding; nucleosomal DNA binding
Source: RefSeq, a predicted model, not a curated record